AUGAUGGAGCAAGAGCUGGCCGUUCAGCGUCUCGGUUUGGACGACUUCUUCAUCGAUGUGAGUGCUCUCGUGGCUGCGGGGGUGCCUGCGCUGCGCCGGUUUCUAUCGUCUCUCUGCGCGGCGUCUCCGCCCCAAGACGACGCGCCGCGAAUGGAUCUCUCGGAACAGACGCCGUCUAGAUCUGGAGGUCGCCGAGACGCCGUCGAACAGAGAGAGCCGGAACGAACUGGGGAGCGGAGACGCUCCGGGGAAGAGGAAGAAGGGCGAUGCCCAGCGUCGGUGUCUGCCGGUAAGGGAGGCGAGUCUGCCUCGCGUUUCUUCGAACCUUCGGGGAAGUUCUCGAGGAAACGGACUAGACAUGACGUCGCCUUUUUCCCGGAAGGAAGCAUCCACUCCUCGCCUUUUUCGCUUUCGUCUUCUCGCGCCUCUUUCUCGCCUGACUCUUCUUCCUCUGCGGGGGACCGCGUGGGGCCGGAAACUCGAGUCGGUUCAGACUGGGAGAGAGGCGCGGCGGCCAGUCAUAGCUCCAGCAUGCGGCUCGGAAGAAAAACACGGAAAGGGGAUCUCUGGCUGCUCGCCUUCGCUCCCUUUGCGUAUCCUGAGAAAGCAGACUCCACACGCGAGCCCCGCCGAGACAGAGGCGCAGAUGACCAGGACGGGGACAGGCGGAAGCGCGAGAGAACGGUGUGUGGGCGAUCUCAUCUCUGUUGCGUGAUUGGCAACUCCCAGGGCGACGGCUCGUGGCGAGGGAGGGAGGACGAAGGUGCCGGGGAAGAGGGAAAGAAAGAGAGAAAAGACACGGAAAACGACCUCUCGAGAGGCGCGAGACGCGAGACGCAAGGCGAUCGAGACACAGAGAGCGGAGCCGAGAGAGACAGAGAAGACGCGAACCAGACGGACGGCAAAGACAAGGAUCCACGAGGCGACGCCGGCACAGAUGAACACGAGAGCCGUGUUGCCGAGGAGGAUGACGCUUCUUAUCAACCGUGUCCUUGUCUGGUGACUCUGGCGAUCGCAACCCACCUGGCUGCGGCCAUUCGCAACUACAUCAAAACUCACAUUGGGCUCACGAGCACUGCAGGCAUCAGCACGAACAAAUCGCUCGCGAAGCUUGCCGGGGCAUACAACAAGCCGAGCCGCCAGACGCUGCUCCUGCCGCAGCACCGACGCGCGUUCUUGGCGCCUCUCCCUCUGCAGAAACUCCCCGGCGUCGGCGGGGCCUUGCUGCGUCUCCUCUCGCGCGCACGCCUCCGAACGUGCGCGGAUCUCCUCGCCCUUCCUCUCGCGCGACUCGCCUCCCUCCUCGAAGCCUCCAACUUUCACUUCGCGCCUGCGGCGUCGCUGGCCAGGGCGCUCGCCGAGGACGCAGCGCGGCCGCUGGAGACGUUGAGGUGGAAAGGAGACAGAAGCGGAGACGAUUGUGGGGAGCGCGGGGAGACGCAGAGGCGGGGCGACAGACAGGACGACGCGCGGAGACAGCGAGAACUGGAGCGGAGGCAAUCGGGAGUCCUGAUGCCUUCCGGAGACGCCAGGCGAACCGUGCAAAGCAACGCGUCCAGCGCCUGGCGCUCUGGUUCUUCGCCACAGCGGCGUUCUCCGUCCUCUUCUCCGGCCCAAAAUCCUCGGCUUCUCCCUCCACCUGCGCCCGCGGUUUCGGCCUCUCACGCCGCUGUCUUUGCCUCUUCGCAGGCAACGCUCUCCGCUUCUCUGUCUGGUCUCUCGCGUUCGCCCUUCCUCGCAUCAGCGCUCUGUCUCCGAGCGCUCUGCCUCGGCGACGAAACUGAGCCCGUGAUCCCGACGGUGGCGCCCAAGAGUCUCAGCGUCGAGGAGUCCUAUGCUGCGCGGGGUGUACGUACGCCCGAGCGCCUGGUGUAUGAGCUGAAGAAGCUCGUCGGCAGGUUGCUGGCGCGUCACGAGUCGCACGUGAUGAAGCACAAGCAGUACGCGACGGUGUUCAAACUGAAUAUCCGGCAAAAGGACUGCGACGGAGAAUGCCGACAGAUGAUCCUCCCGCCGUGCUUCUGGGACGCCUGCUCGUUCCCUCCGUCUCCUUCUCUCUCUUUGGCCUUCCCUUAUGCGUCGUCUGCUCCGUCUUCCUCCUCUGCCUCCUCUUCCUCUUCUUCCCCCUCUUCUUCCCCCUCUUCUUCCCCCUCUUCUUCCCCCUCUUCUUCUCCGUCUUCCCUUUAUUCGGGGUGUCUGGCCUCUGUCAGAUGCGAACUGCAUAGACCCCUUCUGUCUGAGAUGCAAGCGCAACUCCCGAGCGAUGCAUGUCGCUUUCUUGAUCUCGUCUUUCUCCUCGAAGAACAAAGAGAGCGACUCGGCGCCCAGUCUCCUCUCCGCGUGGUUCCCCCCGGUGCUUCGUUGGAUUCUGCUGCCUGUGCAGGCCUUGCCGGAGCGUGCGGGGGUGGGCUCCACGGCCGCGGAGCGAAACCGAACGACUGGCAGAACCUGGCGUCGCAAGUCGACAGUUGUCGUUCCCAUCUCCUGCUGCACUACGCUCUCUGCCUCGUUCUUCGGCUCGGCCUCGCGAUGGACCUGCCACUGAAUGCAAACCCUGCGAGCACUGGAGCCUCUCAGGAGUCGCCCGCAGACUGGGAGGCCUGCGACGGAGCGCGUGGGACAGCUGAGAAGACCGAGAGCGAAGCCGACGCGCGCCGCUGCGGAAGAGAAAAAGCUCAGACAGAGGAGAGACCCGCACGGGAAACGUGGUUCGCAGCAGCCACCAAGGAAGCCGAGGGAGAGACGCAGGCCAGGUGUCUAGAGGAUACGACGAACGAACGAGAAGGCGAAGAACGGCCAGAACGCAGUCGAGGCGCGAGAGAGGGAGACGGUCUGUCGCUAAAAAAGAGGCUACCCGACAGCAAGCGUAGGCGCGUGUCAGAAGAAGACACAAACGGCUCUGACCCGUUCGCCGUCAGGCGUGGCGGCUGCGUGUGUGCAUCCCCAUCCGUUGUUCCAGCGUCCGCUUCUGCGAGUUCCUUCUCCUCCGGUGUACACCUGGUUUCACUUGCCUCGGCUUCCGCUGACUCUGCGUCUUCACGCUCCGCUUCGUCCCUCACGGCUGCGGCAGCUCUUUCGUCCUCGGGACCUGCCGCUCCGUUUCGUGUCCCGCAGCAGCCAGGCUGGGUAUUCGAGCUCCACAAGGUGUCUGUUGGAUUUUCGAACUUUCAGGAUCACCGAGACAGAGAGCGAGAGAGGCGAAGAACGCGGGACAAAGCGCGGCCUCUCGACGCUUUUCUUCGGGGGGACUUGCCACGGAGACGCGCGGGACCGAAGCGGGGCCGUAGGGACACCGGAGCAGAACCCGGCGUGGGAGAGGGAGAGAGAGAAGGGAGAAGCGAGGCAAUUUUCGGCGCCGGCUCGAGGGACAGAGAGAGAGAAGUAGAGGCGAUUAGUCUCGUUACGUCGGACGAAGACGAGGCAGAGCCGGGACGGGCGGGCGCAGGCCGCGGGCGACACGAAGAAAGAGAAGGGGACCAGGGACAAAGCAGCAGAAGGAGAGAAGACGGAGUUGCACAAGAAGAAUCGACAGAAAUGCUAGGAGAGCUAAAUGAAGUUCGAGCAGAAGAGACAGGCGGUGCGGUCGCUCUCUCUGAGUUCUCAGGGGCAUCUGUGGCGUCUGGUGACACGGCAAGGCUCGAGGAGUUGAGUGCGUCCUCGAGUGAAGAGGAAGAGAGAAGCAGGAGGCCAGGCAACCCGGAGGAAGAAGAAUGCCGUGGAAACGAAAGUGCUAGCCAAGGACCGGCAGCUCACGGCCAGAGGACGGAAAAGGAAGCAGACAGACAAGGAGACAGAACGGAAGAUACGACGGCAGACCAGCGAGAAGCGGCGACAGGAGACAACGAGGGGAGACAAGACACGGAGCCGUGGAGCCUAAAGCAGGAAGCGUUCCAGGAGAUCAUCGUCCUAUCGCAAGAUUCCUCCUCUUCAGACAAAGACGAGAACGCCCAGAACCGGGGCCUGCUUUCUCUGUCUUCCGCUUCAUCUUGCGCGUCUUCUUUUCCCGCGUCUUCGUCGCGUUCUUCCGCGGCGUUUCCCGCGCGCGUUGCUUCCCCUCCCUGCUCGGCUUCCGAGCGAGGACCAAGCAAACGCGCGACAGAAGGAAGAGAAGACAGGCAAAGAGAAAGCGACGACGCGGUUUCUCUUCCUGCCUGGAUCGACGUGUCUUGGUACCGCAGUUUACCUGAUGGGCUGAGGCGAGAAGUCAAUGAGGCUCUUCCGCAGAUGUUGGUACAAGAUGCAAAAGUAAAAGACGUCAUGGGGCGCAUGCAGCGGGAAAGAGCCGAGAGAAAACUUUCCCGGCUGUCCUUCUUCCUCCAAGGGCGGAAAACGGAGGCGGGCGAGAAACUGGAAACUCGAGAAAAAUCGAACAGGGAAGGCGAGCGGCGAGGAGACAGUCGUGGCCGAAAGAGGAAACUAUAG
Neospora caninum is the source of this 4422-nucleotide messenger RNA. RefSeq names its product putative DNA polymerase. The transcript is spliced from 5 exons. NCBI's taxonomy places the organism in Eukaryota, Apicomplexa, Conoidasida, Eucoccidiorida, Sarcocystidae. The record is from RefSeq and is a predicted model, not a curated record. Gene Ontology annotation, biological process: translesion synthesis. The coding region runs from base 1 to 4422 and encodes 1473 amino acids. Gene Ontology annotation, molecular function: DNA-directed DNA polymerase activity.